AUGAAUGUAUGGAAUAAUUUUUGUAUCUCUGUAAAAUAUUUUAAAUAUUACACAUUUAAGAACCACUCAUCGUAUCGCAUAAUCAGAAUUCCAAUAGAAGAUAAAAGCCCAUUGUAUUUUAAGUCAAUAAAUGAGAAACUACUAGAACCUCAAGAAAUAAGUUCUGCAAGUAGAACUAAACUCCUCGGUAUAUAUGAUGUAAUCUCAGACUCAAAUGUCAGAAAGAUACUUGAUGAUAUGUACUAUAAUAAGUUGGUGGAACAAACAUCACAUAUAAGUUCCACACUUAUUCCAGAAGAUUACGCUAAGAUUUUCAAUAAAUUCAGACAAUUCCCCAAAAUUAGUCAAGAAUAUGUACAGCACCUGAACUUAGAAGUUCAAAGAUUGUCAAAAAACUUCACAACCAAACAAAUAGCAAUUUUGCUCAGGUCGUAUGCCCAUAUUAAGUCCAGAUCUGUAAAGACUAUUACUGACCUAAUAGAAACGUUUAACAAGAAGUUUGAUGACUCAGAGGUAUGGGAACUUAGAGAAUUGGUUUCAGCUCUGGCUUCUCUUAAUAUUCCUUAUUAUGGGAACACAAAGACCCUUUUUGACCAAACUGUGUCAAUUCUACCUAAGAGCCUUAAGACCAUGGAUCCCAAUGAUAUAGCAGUAUUUGUGAAUUCUUUCACCAGACUUCAUGUUCCACAUAACGAAAUUUUACAUUUUAUUGAGAUGAAUAGUAGUAGAAUAGUAAAUAAUAUUCUCCCCAAGAAUCUAUCACUCAUAUUAAAUUCCUUUGCGAAAAACACCAAAUUCUCUGAUAGCUUUAUGGAUUGUUGCUCUAAAAAACUAGUUGAGGUCUUCUCAGAUACUGAGUCAGAUUUUUAUAAUAAAAUGAAUGUGAUUGACGUCUCAAUUAUGCUUAAUUCAUUCGCGAAACUUGAGUACUUCGACCAAAAACUGUUCAAUUUGUUCAUACCAUGGUUGAUAGAAAAGAUAAAUGGAGAAACCAAAACUUUGUCAUUGGUUCUGAUAGCACACGCUUACUCCCAGUCAGGAGUUAGGAGUAAGGAUUUGUUUUCAAGAAUAGCACAUCAACUAAUAUAUAGAGUAUCUAACCUAAAUCCACAGCAACUGGGACUAGUUUCACUUUCCUACGCUAAAAUAGGCUAUUCACCCUCACUUUUGUUCCAUAGAAUCGCAGACGAGAUUAUAUAUAGAGGAACGAUAGGACUUAAAUAUGAAAGAUAUGACUUUGACUUUCAGUCUCUGGAGCAGAUAACCCAGGCAUUUAGUAGGAUAAGGUUUAGGGAUAAGAGGGUUUUCUCAGUUUUAACCACACUCCUAAAGUCAAAAUUAAAAAAUAAGAGAGAAGAUAUAAGCGGAGAAAUGCUAGCUUCAUUAAUGGUUUCCUUUUCUAGAAACAAAGUUGAUGGGUCGGUUCCCUUUGUAAACCAAGUUCUAGAAAACCUGGAAAAUUAUAACGCGUUUAGCACCAUUUCUCUUUCAAAGGUUUUAACUUCAUUUCAUAGACUUGGAAUUAAAAAUUCUAAGUUAACAGCUAAAUUAUUGAAAGAGACGAAACAGAGAGUUAACCAGUUUAUACCAUCCGUUCUAAUUAAGUCUUUUAAGGCUCUUUCAAUGCUCAAGAUAUAUGACCCAACCUUGACCAAGGAGGUUAUUAAAAGGUGUUCUCUUCAGUUGGCCAACUUGUCAACAAUUGACCUUACAAACUUAGUGUACUCUUUAUCAGAACUAUCUUAUCGUAAUGUAACUUUCCUCAAAAAAUUGUCCGUUUGCAUUAAUUAUCAACUAAAUGACUUCAACAAACACCAGCUGCACAUUAUUUUUUCAAGACUUGCUAUGCUCAGGGUUUCUGACCUGGACCUGUUAACCAAACUGGUUUAUAAAAUAUCAGCGGUUCAGCACGAGUUAAAUGAAGUUCAGAAGUCUGAAAUUUCAAUUUCACUAGUGUACACAAUUACACAUUUCGACUGCUUAAACAAGGACAUUUUGGAAAGUUCAGGGCAAUUGGGUAAACUUUAUCAAGUUCCAGAGUAUUUUUAUAAUAUUCUUGAUCAUCUUUUGGGUCUUCUUGACCACAAAAUGAACAUUAGUACAGUGUUCAAACUCAAGACCAUAUACCUCUUUCUUAAAACUAAACCAGAAAAGUUUAUGACCAUCUCAAAAAAAUCUAAAGACCUUCUAGAAAAGGCAAACUCAAUUCAAUUUAGUUUAGCAGAAUAUUUGUUAACAUCUUCUUCUGCUCAUAAGGAAAUCUCCCAUUAUUUAAAUCUGAUUGGGUUAACUCACAAAAAUGAAGUUCAAAUUGGUCCUUACUUAGUUGACAUAGUCCCAGUGUGUGCAGAAAAUGUUGCCAUCGAGUAUGAUGGGCCUUCUCAUUUUUAUGUUGAAACGGUGAUGAGGAACAUUAAAUCCAUUUUAAAACAUGAGGUUGGUUUAUAA
This is a messenger RNA of Theileria annulata, 2448 nucleotides long. RefSeq lists its product as uncharacterized. Bases 1 to 2448 code for a protein of 815 amino acids. Gene Ontology annotation, molecular function: RNA binding. NCBI's taxonomy places the organism in Eukaryota, Apicomplexa, Aconoidasida, Piroplasmida, Theileriidae. The record is from RefSeq and is a predicted model, not a curated record. Gene Ontology annotation, cellular component: mitochondrial matrix; ribonucleoprotein granule. The transcript has 12 exons. Gene Ontology annotation, biological process: regulation of mitochondrial mRNA stability; mitochondrial RNA processing.